Molecule: messenger RNA, 1434 nt
Organism: Colletotrichum chrysophilum
Lineage: Eukaryota; Fungi; Ascomycota; Sordariomycetes; Glomerellales; Glomerellaceae
Exons: 5
Coding region: 1-1434 (477 amino acids)
Biological process (GO): mRNA splicing, via spliceosome; DNA repair; protein ubiquitination
Cellular component (GO): U2-type catalytic step 1 spliceosome; Prp19 complex; cytoplasm
Molecular function (GO): ubiquitin protein ligase activity; protein binding
Source: RefSeq, a predicted model, not a curated record
AUGCUUUGCGCAAUUUCGGGAGAAGCUCCCCAGGAGCCCGUUGCCUCAAAGAAGUCGGGCACCGUCUUCGAGAAGCGCUUGAUCGAGAAGUACAUCGAAGAGAACGGCACAGAGCCCGUCACCGGCGAAGCCUUGACGGCCGACGAUCUCCUCCCGUUGACCCAGUCGCACAUCGUCCGACCUCGACCCCCGACCCUUACCUCCAUCCCAGCGCUGCUGGCGACCUUCCAGAACGAGUGGGAUGCGCUAGCUCUGGAGACAUUCAACUUGAAGGAGCAGCUGGCAAGAACGAGAGAGGAGCUCGCUACGGCUCUGUACCAACACGAUGCCGCCGUCAGAGUUAUCGCCAGAUUGACAAAAGAGAGGGAUGAGGCCAGAGAGGCGCUGUCCAAGGUCAGCGUCACCGCUGGUGCUACAAAUGGAGAUGCAAUGGCUAUCGACUCUGCCGAAACCCUUCCCGAAGAGCUGGCCGAGAAGGUCAGCGCCAAGCAUCAAGAGCUGUCCAAGGGUCGCAAGAAGCGUCCAGUUCCUGAGGGCUGGGCUACCCCCGAUGAUAUCGCCUCCUUGGACACUGUGGCCUCCACAUCGACAUCCCUUUCGCAAGCCUCCUCUCUUGCCCUCGAGGGUAGUUAUGCUGCCGUUGGUGCCCGUGAUGGACAAGCGGCGAUAUACUCAGUCGAAGCGCAGCAGGUUGAACGCCAGGUUGCAGUCAAUGAGCCUGUUCUCGAUUCUGCCUGGACUGGAAGCAAGCUCAUCUUUGCCACGAGCAAGGGGUCCGUCAAGAUUUUUGAGGGCGGUGCGGAAAUCGCGUCGCUCUCUGAGCACGCUGGACCUGCCACGUCGCUCAGCGUUCACCCCACGGGUGAGCUGCUUGCUUCCGUUGGUUCGGAUAAGAGCAUUGCAUUUUACGAUAUUCACGCUCUGAGAAGAGUCAGCAGGGCAUACACAGACGCCUCUUUGACAUCCUCUGCUUUCCACCCCGACGGCCACCUCUUCGCCGCUGGUACGGUUUCCGGCGAGAUCAAGCUCUUCCACACGACAAGCCUCGAGUUCGCCACUGCGUUCUCUCUUGGCGCGCCCGUUGAGGCUGUGACUUUCUCAGAAAACGGAUUCUGGCUGGCGGCUACGGCGAAGGGCCAGAGCUCGGUUACAAUUUUCGACUUGCGCAAAGAGGGAGACGCUGCUAGAGCCAAGACGCUGGAGACGGGCGGACCUGUCCAGUCUUUGGCGUGGGACUAUACCGGCCAGUUCCUUGCCACUGGCGGUGCGGGAGGUGUCACUGUUCAGCAAUACAUCAAGAGCUCCAAGGCAUGGUCGGAGCCUUUCAGGAGUUCCGUUGCGGCGGCGUCUGUGAAAUGGGGCCCUGGAGCCAAGCAGCUGGUUUCUGUCAAUGAGGAUGGCGUCGUUUCUGUGUUUGGAGUUAAGGCGGAAUAA